AUGCCCUCUAAUAACCUGACUAAAUUUAUUCUUCUUGGGCUUCCAUUGAGUCCCUGGAUACAAACAUGCAUCUAUGCUGUGUUUCAAUGUGUUUACAUUCUUUCCCUCUUUGGUAACAUAAUUAUUACAGCCACAACCUGCACAUAUCACCAGCUCCAAACACCAAUGUAUUUUCUACUCACAAGUCUGGCUUUCUUGGAUAUCCUAUUUAUUUCUUCCACUGUCCCCAUACUUCUAAGCAUUCUGGUGGGUGGAAAUCAAGUUAUAUCUCUUUCUGGCUGCCUUUUUCAGUUCUAUGUGUAUAUUUCUUUGGGUGGCACCGAGUUCUUCCUGCUGGCUGCAAUUUCACUUGAUCGCUACCUUGCCAUCUGCCAACCUUUAAAGUACAGCGCCAUCAUGACCAGAGACCACUGCUGGAGACUUGCUAUUGGCUCAUGGGUGUUUGGGUUCUUACAAGGCAUCCCAUUUGUGUUUCUCAUAACUCAAUUACAAUUUUGCAGCAGAACUUUAGUCAUUAACCACUUUUUCUGUGAUGCUUCUGCUCUGCUUCAUUUGUCCUGCUCAAAAACACAAGUAGCUAGGAAUAUAAUUUUUGGUUUUGCAUCCUUUACUAUUCUGAGCUCAUUCAUUGCCACUGUAUCCUCUUACUUUUUCAUACUCUUAUCUAUCUAUGGCAUUUCAUCAGCAAGUGGCAGAAAAAAAUUAUUUUCAACUUGCUCCUCACACUUUGUGGUGGUUUCUAUUAGUUAUGGCAGCUGCAUUUUUCUCUAUGUCAGAUUUGGUGAGUCUGGGCCUUCCAGUACAGAGAAAGCUGUGUCUAUCUUUAAUAGUAUUUUCAUUCCAUUUCUUAAUACAUAUAUUUAUACUUUAAGGAAUCAUAUAAUAAAGAAUAUUCUUAAGGGGUUAUGGAGGACGAAUGCGUGGUUUUGUGUCAAAGACUAA
Xenopus laevis (African clawed frog) is the source of this 942-nucleotide messenger RNA. Its product is annotated as olfactory receptor 6F1-like. The record is from RefSeq and is a predicted model, not a curated record. The transcript has a single exon. Lineage: Eukaryota; Metazoa; Chordata; Amphibia; Anura; Pipidae. The coding region runs from base 1 to 942 and encodes 313 amino acids.